Penicillium argentinense is the source of this 867-nucleotide messenger RNA. RefSeq names its product IST3 family RNA-binding protein. The record is from RefSeq and is a predicted model, not a curated record. The transcript has 2 exons. Gene Ontology annotation, molecular function: RNA binding. Bases 1 to 867 code for a protein of 288 amino acids. Gene Ontology annotation, biological process: mRNA splicing, via spliceosome. Gene Ontology annotation, cellular component: catalytic step 2 spliceosome; U2 snRNP; precatalytic spliceosome. NCBI's taxonomy places the organism in Eukaryota, Fungi, Ascomycota, Eurotiomycetes, Eurotiales, Aspergillaceae.
AUGAACUCCAUAAAGAGCGUCCAGGCGCUCAACAAGCGCGAGCUGGAAAAUGCAGUGCCUCCGGAAGCAUCAUGGCACGCAGACUACCGAGACACCGCAUAUAUUUACAUAGGCGGUCUGCCGUUUGACCUGUCCGAGGGAGAUAUCGUUACAAUCUUUUCUCAGUAUGGUGAACCGGUCCACGUCAACCUAGUCCGUGACAAGGAAACGGGCAAGAGCCGGGGUUUCGCGUUUCUGAAAUAUGAAGACCAGCGCAGCACAGACCUGGCCGUGGACAAUCUGGGCGGUACAACAGUCAUGGGGCGAAUGCUACGAGUCGACCAUACACGGUACAAGCGGCGCGACGAUGAAGAGGAGGGCGAUAAUGUUGCUCGGCUCAUGGGCGAUGCGGCAAUCGACAACAGCAAGGAAGACGAUGAGGCUCGGCACAGUCGCAGGAGGCCAAGAAUUGAAGACAAGGAGAGAGAAGAGCCGCCGCGUCCGUUGUUAAAGGAGGAGAAGGAGCUGCAAGAGCUGAUUGUCAACCACGACGAUGAAGACCCAAUGAAGGAGUUCCUCAUUGACGAAAAGAAAGAGGAAGUGGCGCAAGCUAUCGCAAGGUACGAGAGCGAGAAGAAGAGAUCCUCUAGACGACGGGACGACAGCAGAGAACGUUCGGGCAGACACCAUCGCCGCCAUCGCUCUCGCUCCCGCGAACGCAGACACAGGGAUGAUCGUUCGCCCGACAGAGAGAAGAGAUCUCGCCGCCGCUCCACGGAACGGGAAGACAGACCUCGAAGAGAUAGACAUCGGACACCUGAACGGUCUCGCUCUCCCGCAUCUCGCAGGCAUCGAAACGAUCGAGACAGGCACGAGCGCCGCCGCUGA